This is a messenger RNA of Electrophorus electricus (electric eel), 6070 nucleotides long. Its product is annotated as ras-related protein Rab-37. NCBI's taxonomy places the organism in Eukaryota, Metazoa, Chordata, Actinopteri, Gymnotiformes, Gymnotidae. Gene Ontology annotation, molecular function: GTP binding; GTPase activity. The record is from RefSeq and is a predicted model, not a curated record.
CCUGUCGUGUCUGACUCAAGCAAGUGCCUGUUGCUUGCGAGGCUGCUGUUUGCUUUGGAUCCAUAAUGAGAGCGCAAUUCUGCUCUGAUAAUGGUUAUCUAUGAAACUAAAUGGUAACAGCGUUGUUUACUGCUUUAACGCCGGAGUGAUGGGGUGGAAUCGCGACCCGGUGGAUUGGAGAAGUGCCUGUGCAUUUUUGUUUAUGGUCGUCUACAGGAGGGUUUAAUUUUUCAUUCUCAAGUGACGGAUGUCUGUCGAAGUUUGAAACUAGACACAUGCUAUUGUCCUCGUUAGGGCUGCUGUUUACUUGAACCGGGCUCUUGGGUAAUUUAGCAGCAGUAUGUAAUCGCUGAUGGGGACAUUGUAUGUGGCAGCUGGAAUUCAGUCAUCGUUGUCUUGGGGGGAAAAAUACUGAACAUAUAUACAGAUCUACAUUCUUGAUAGUUAUUUUUAUCAACAAUGUCUAUUAAAAAGGUGUCAUUGACGGAUAAUGAGGGAAAAAAUGGAACGUCAAGAAAUGUGCUCGAAAGAUGUGCUUCAGUUAAUGAAUAUUUUGACAUUUCUUUCAAGGUAAUGCUGCUGGGAGACUCGGCUGUAGGGAAGACAUGCAUCCUGGUGCGCUUUAAAGACGGUGCCUUUCUGGGAGGCAACUUCAUUGCCACCGUGGGAAUAGACUUUAGGAACAAGGUGGUAACAGUGGAUAACAUGAAGGUCAAACUGCAGAUUUGGGAUACGGCAGGUCAGGAGAGGUUUCGCAGUGUCACUCAUGCAUACUACCGAGAUGCACAGGCUCUCCUGCUUCUGUAUGACAUCACAAGAAAGUCGUCCUUUGAUAACAUCAGGGCUUGGCUGACUGAAAUUCAUGAGUAUGCACAGAAGGAUGUGGUCAUCAUGUUGCUUGGCAACAAGUCAGACAUGGCAGCUGAGCGAGUCAUCAAGCAUGAAGACGGACAGAAGCUGGCUAAGGAAUAUGGAGUUCCAUUCAUGGAGACAAGUGCCAAGACUGGUGUGAAUGUAGAACUCGCUUUCCAUGCUAUAGCACGAGAGCUGAAGCACAGAGCAGCAGAGCAGCCUCAUGAACCCAAGUUCCAGAUUCAUGAUUACAUUGAGUCCCAGAAGGAGAAGUCCACUUGCUGCGGUGGACUCAUGUGACCACUCUCAUCUAAACACACACACACACACACACACACACACACACACACACACACACACACACACACACACCCCACACCAAGACCAAAAGGAAGUUUCAGAGUGGCACCAACAAAGGAAUGAGUGAAUGGAAGCACUGAUGACAAUAGAAAAGCGGAAGUAAAUUUAGAUUGGUGCAGACGUUUUGAAAUCUGUGUUUGUUGCUUGUAUCUGACAUUAAACUCAUCUCCCCUUUACUGUCUGGUACAUAUUUUUAUAAACUGUCUUUCUUCUCUGCCUGUAAUGUAAGGUAAAGGAGUUUAUUCUGGAUGAGCAAGAAGAGUAACUUUUUAUUUUUGGUUUAGGACCUGAAGCAAGCAGAAUCUCUGAAAUAUGCUGUUAAUUAGUUAAUUUGUGAGGAUACCAUGAUUUACAAUCAUGAUGUGUUAAAGGUAUCAGUACUGGAGUCCUACAUGUUGUUUCUAAUUUUCAACCACUAAUAUAGAAAACCCAUGAUUGACUAAUUUUGUACAUUGGAGUCUGUGCUUUUCAGUGACAUGACAAUGAUAAAAUAUUUGUGUUUGGUGAUAUUGUGUGGGCCCAAGGCUAAAUGUGUUACAUGUGCUGCUGUAAAGCUUUAUAAGAAGCGAAACCAUGAACUUUUAUACCAUUUUAACUGUACUCUCAAAUGUUACUGUAUUUAUUUUCUCUUGGCAUGUAUAAAUGACUUUUCAGGAAACCUUUCAUAGACACCAGAUGUGUGUAUUGUCAUGUUUUGCUCAUAAUUGUAACUCAAUCAAAUCUGUAUGACCAUCUGCUUUGUAUAUUGGAUUUGUGAAGAAUGAUCUGAAUAUUAUCAGCUUUUGUUAAUGAAUUGCAUUUUGAAAAAUAUUUUUAGAUUACUGCCACAGGUCUAAUUCAGUUGUUACUGGUUAGCUUUUGAUGUUACACUGAUAACUUUCUGUUUCAGAGAUCACAAAGUGCCAAGACAAAGUGCUUUGUAACUGUAUACAUAAUGUAUAAAUCUAUUUUGUAAUGUAGAGGAUUAUUGUUUGUGUUACUUCUUGUUAUAUUCUGUUUUAUGAGUGUUGAUCUUUAUUGUCCAACUAGUAUUACCCCAUAAGGAACAUUAUGUUAUACAAAAUCUUGCUACACUAAGUGUUUUGUGUGGUUACACCAUACCUGAGCCUCUCCAUCUGACACGGGGCAGUCAAUACAAAUUCCACAGUUCUGGAGCUGAUGUCAUGCUACGAUUAUCACAAUUUGCACAAAACAUUAAAAAAAAAAAAAAAAAGCCUACCUGUAUAAAACUAGUAAAUUUGGAGUGAAACAUUGGUAGCUAUAAGGAAAGCAUAGAUUCUGUAUUUUAUUUGGAGGAUGAGCAUUCAUAAUCUGCAGAUUCUGACACAAACAGAAAGUUGCUCAUAUAUGGAAGAUAAUGGGGAUCCAAAUAAAGAAUGAAAAAUAAAGUAUAUAAUGGUUGCUCAUUUUACCAACCAUCAUCAGGCUGGGUGAUUGUGUAUAAUUUAAGGAUUAAUAAGGACAUCUCUGCUUACAGGCACAGAAAGGCCAGAAGUCAUGAUGAAACACUGGCAAAUUAUUUGGAUUUAGGACCUGAAUGAGGCGAAUCUAAAGAAUUCUCCAUCCAUCCAUCCAUCCUUUUAUUUAUUUAUUUAAGGUAUGCGUUCUAUUGGAAUUUUCUGUUUUCUUGGUUUUAACGUUUGCCUUUUAUUCUUUGCCUUUUAUGUCUUUGGAUUUAGUAGCCAUAAACAAUGAGACCUAAUAAAUGUGAAAAAAAGCAAGUGGCUAGUUUUGCAGACAUUUUUUUUAAAAUAUGUAUUGGAAGACACACUGCCUGAUGGCAAGUCUUAUCUAUUAAAAAAAAAAGCCAGCUCACAUAUUUAAAAAAAAAUCCACGAUGUAGAUCUUUUAUAAAUCUCACACCGUAUGUAUUAAGCAACUUUUGUAUUACAUAUCUACCCUUUUUAAAAUCGAACUUUUAUUCUGGAAAAAGAAAAAUACUUCCGGCGACACCUUGUAAAACAGGAUAACCCAUUUCUCAAACUGGCUUAUUUAUUUGUAUGUUUAUUUGUUUUUUGUUUUUUUUUUUGUUUUUUUGAAGGUGUACUAAAGCUUGUAGACGACUUGCUGUAUUUUGUAAUUACUCGACUAUGGCCUCUCUCCAAAUUGAAAUAAAAGACGAUAAGAUCUAUACAUAUUUCGACAGUAUAAAUAUUAGCGGAGAGACAGAAAGAAUAACUAUCGAGGAAGAGGUGGAUAAUGCAAACAUUCAGGGCGAGGGACAAAAUGUGACGGUAAAUAUCAAAGAAGAAAAAAGUCCUGUCGAAAUUGGGACAAGGUCGGACAAUCCAUCGGAAAUUGAGGUGAAGUUGGAGCAAAGUAGUGAAUCAGAUGACAAUUCUGAUAGAUUGUCUGUUACUCAAAGUAGGGAUGCUGGAAAAAGACCACUGCCCCAUCAGCUGCCUUCACAUAGGGUCCCCUUCCAAGGUACCUGUACUGGGAAUUUACUACAGAGGAGGAGAUGGCAAAUGGAAGAUUUCAAGUUUGAAGAUGCCAGUGGUGUGAUAUUUGAAGGGAAAGGUGAAAUGGUGAAGUGUGGAACAUGUGGUGAAAGAUUCUUCAGAAUUGUCUCGCACCUAAAGAGUAAUUCAACAUGUGCUUUAAAAAUUGAUCUAGAGGAAUUUCGAAAGCAGUUAAAUCGUUACAAUUCCAGGAAAAGAAAGAGAAAGUCAGAUGAUAUAGCCAGAGAGAAGGACAUAGAAGCUUUCAGGCAGGAAUUAAGGAGAAGGAAAAGGAAGUCUGAUGACAAAGCCAGAGAGAAGGACUUAGCAGCUUUCAGGCAAGAAUUACGGAAACGAAAAAGAAAGUCUGAUGACAAAGCCAGAAAGAUGGACUUAGCAGCUUUCAGGGAAGCUGCAAGAAGACGAAAAAAGAGAUCUGAUGUUUCUCUGUGUAGAAAAGAUAAGAUAUCCUUUAUAGCGAAAAAACAGGAUCCAGUAUCAUCAGAUUCAGACAGAAGUUUGGAAUGAACUGAAAAAACGAAGAAGAAUCUGAUUAAUCAUAACUCACAAACAACUGCACAUUUCAGCAAACAUAGCGCCAUCCUUUUUGUCCAAGAAAAGAAUAACAUAUUUAAAGUUCUUUGAACAUUAUGAAUUGUUAAAUAGAACAGAUUAUUGACAGCAGGAACAUCUUUUGUUCCUCAAUUUCCUCAAGAGUUGUGGCCAUGCUAACUGCCAGUUUUUUAAUUACUUCAAAAAUAUGUUUAACAGUGUUGCAUAGAAUUGGUUCCCCAGGAUUGUCUGCUAAUUCAUUCAGGAGCCAAUGAGACUGAGGGUCUUUCAUCAUCAGCAGUUUUCAGAAAUGUGACAGACAAUCCAAAUAUAGAUUUAACAGAACAAUUUGACAUUACAGAAGGCGUCUAAAAAAUAGGAGAACAUGGAAAUGGAGGAAAUAAGGUAUGUGACCAAAGAUAAUAUAAGACCAGUUUAACUAUGAUCGAGCCACAUGUAUUACUCUGGAGUUUCCUGAGGACAGAAUGACAUCUAGUGAAGAUGGUUAAAAAAAAAAAAAAAAAUGAAAAGGGGAGAUUCCUACCAAAAUUCUCAAGAAGAGAAAGAGAAACACCAUAUUUUUUUAAUAUUUCCCCCCAGAUUUGAAUAGAAUACUUCAAGGAUAAAAAAACAUUCCUCUCACACCACAGGAAAACUCUGAACAGAGGGUGACAAACAAACAACUGACUUGUGUUCUUUGUGUGUUACUGUCUUUCUUGAGAUGUCACAAGAUAUCUGAAGAAAACCAAAACAGAAAUGUUUCCCAAAAGUGACAACUUUGACAGAUAGAUUAUAUACACGUACUCAUUACUUCUGCAGAUUUGAGAUAGGGGGAUAGCAGUUUUGUAGUAAAGAAGAACUCUAGAGGAAGCCAUAAAUGACUGAAAUAAAUUUCUUAGAAAUUAUUCUGAUGAAUCUGUCCUCGAGUAGCAACAUGCAACUUCAUUAAUUAGUCAACAUUUUCAGUAUAAAUAUAAACUAGACUGUAACAGGUCUGAAAAGACGUGGUAAAUCAAUUCUGGAAGUGUUUCUUCCGCUUUAGCCAAACAUUCAUCUGUAUUCUUUUGCUGUUUAUAGCACGAUCAUAUCACACACCUAUUUUACGGAAAAGGGUAAAACUAGAAAAUAUGAGAAUAAUUUCAAUGAUUCUAAACGUAUUUGGGGAAAAAUAAGCUUUUUACUUAUGUUAUUGGUUUUUAUCAGUGCUAUAUGUUUCUAUGGAACAUACUAUAAUACCCACAAGUGUGUCCCUCACAAGCAAUGAGAUCUUUUCUGUGUUAUACAAGUCACAUUAUACCAAGCAACAUGUUAUAAACUGUUACAGCAAAAGUUUUGAUUUGGUAGCUAGCUGUUAACUGGCUAAUGAACAUCUUGUGAACAUCUUUAAAAGGAACUGAAUACAGUCUUUCUUGCUUGUAUGAGGAAAAUACAGUGUAACAUGGAAUUGAUAGUCUUUUUACUUUUUAUGGUUUUCUUAAACUUAAAAUGUAAUAGGUUUAUCAGUUAUAUUAAUUCCAUGAUAUCCAAGACUGAAUCAGUGGAACCAUAUAAAACCACAGUAUUUUUGAAAUAUCUGUGCUAUAAAUCCAUUGUUGCCUCUUGCUUCAGGAUCCAUGAUAGCCAGAGAACCAUGUGACAGCCCUGUCAACACCAAAUGAUACAGAUGGAAAGGUGAACUUGUAUGUCAUGGGUUAGGGCACAACCACGGCAUUGCCACGGCAUUGUAAGCACAAGGAAAAGAAUAUCAAAGAAGAAACGAAUCCAGUCAAAAUCAUGAUUAAUGUACAGAAUCCAGCUGAAACUGAGGUGACAUUAAAGGCGGGUUGCGACUCAGAUGACAGCUCUGAAAGUGUGACUGUUUAAAA